Messenger RNA from Cucurbita moschata (crookneck pumpkin), 1912 nucleotides. RefSeq names its product metal tolerance protein 2. The record is from RefSeq and is a predicted model, not a curated record. Gene Ontology annotation, molecular function: monoatomic cation transmembrane transporter activity. Gene Ontology annotation, biological process: transmembrane transport; monoatomic cation transport. NCBI's taxonomy places the organism in Eukaryota, Viridiplantae, Streptophyta, Magnoliopsida, Cucurbitales, Cucurbitaceae. Gene Ontology annotation, cellular component: membrane. The transcript has 12 exons. The coding region runs from base 230 to 1732 and encodes 500 amino acids.
GAAAAAAAAACCGCAUGAUCGGUGCAGAGACGAAGAUUCUGAACAGGGGAACCGGAUUCCCUUUCCUCGCAAAUAUGUACGGAAUCGGUGCUUCUUCCUCUCCGUUCCACACAGUCGUUGAAUCAUUUGUUGAAUUUCCACUCUCCAGAUUUAGAAACUAAACACAAUUCCUUACAAUUUCGAAGCUUCUGAUCAUCAAAAUCCACCGCUUCCCCGCGAAACUCCAUCAAUGGGAUACAGAUUCCACCGCCUAAAUCCCAUACUUCAAUCCUUCUAUUCCAGGCUUUCUUUAGCAACUCACAAAGAAUUUCAUGCGAUUCCCUCAACCCAAUCCUUCGAUCUUCAUCCCCAAGCCACAUUACUGGGAAUCUACGGUGAUCCGAAGAGCAAAAUCUGCAGACGGUGGCAUUUAGGCCACUCCCACCGCCAUGACGAUGACCAUCGAUUUGGCCAAGAGGGUGAGAAUAUUUUCAAGCUGGGUCUCGGCGCUGACAUUGGAUUGGCUGUAGGGAAGGCUUUCACGGGCUAUUUAUCAGGAAGCACAGCUAUAAUCGCUGAUGCCGCUCAUUCGGUUUCUGAUGUGGUUCUUAGUGGCAUUGCUUUAUGGUCAUUUAAAGCUGGGAAAGCUCCCAAGGACAAGGAGCAUCCAUAUGGACACGGUAAAUUUGAGACUCUGGGAGCCCUUGGAAUCUCUUCCAUGCUUUUAGCAACUGCUGGUGGCAUUGCUUGGCAUGCUUCAGAACUAUUACUGGGAUUGUUGUCAGCAGCUCCCGAAAUAGUCAAUCAGCCUCUUGGACACGAGAGUUUGCAUAACCAUAGUCACGGUGGACAUCAUCAUGGAAUUGACAUGGAUCAUCCUAUUCUAGCUUUGAAUAUGACUAUUCUAUCAAUAAGUAUCAAAGAAGGGCUUUACUGGAUCACGAAACGAGCAGGGGAAAAACAAGGAAGUGGACUCAUGAAAGCAAAUGCAUGGCAUCAUCGUGCUGAUGCAAUAUCAUCCGUAGUCGCUCUCAUUGGUGUCGGAGGUUCCAUCCUUGGGGUGAAAUUUCUAGAUCCCUUAGCAGGACUUGUUGUCUCAGGCAUGAUUCUAAAGGCUGGGCUUGAAACUGGAUACCAGAGUAUCUUGGAAUUAGUGGAUGCUGCAAUCCCAGCAGAUCAAAUAGAUCCCGUCAGAAAAACAAUACUUCAAGUUGAGGGUGUCAAGGGCUGCCAUCGCCUAAGAGGAAGGAGAGCUGGCUCUUCUUUGUAUCUUGAUGUGCAUAUCGAGGUUGAUCCAUUUUUGAGUGUCAGUGCCGCCCAUUGUAUCGGUGAAAAUGUUCGUCAACGGAUUCAUACAUCCCAUCCUGAAGCAUCUGAAGUUUUUAUACAUAUAGAUCCCUCCAUUUCCCAUGUCCCACUCAAGUUAUCCGACCAGCAAGGAGGAUCAGCAGGAACAUCGAAUCAAAAUAUAGACGACAUCGCUCUGGAAGAGAAGAAUAUCGAAGCAAUCGUAUCCAAAAUCAUCCUGUCCAAAUUUCAUGAGAGCAUGGUGGUUGAACGCAUUACACCCCACUUGUUGCAAGGCAAGAUCCUGCUCCAAAUCGAGGUUUCCAUGCCUCCCGACUUGCUAAUAAGAAAUGCAAUGGAAGUAGCAAAACAAGCAGAAAUUGAGGUCUUGAUGGCAGCUUCCAACAUUGUUCAUGUUAGCAUUCUGCUACGUUUGGGGCAUCAAAUUCCACAUCUCACCCACUGAAUUCACAUCAGGAAGAGUUCUAAGUCAGCUUAUAACUCCAAAUAUUUCUAAAUUUGAUUUGAAUAAUUGAGAAUUCGCCAAUUUUGUAGCAAAUAAUUAUUAUUUGUUCCUUCCCAAAUGGAUUGUCUGUAAUUUCAUAACAAUGUUACAGCCCCAUUUUGAUUAAUAAUUUUUGGAUUC